AUGUUGAGGCCGUUGAGGCCUGAGGCCCUGUGCCCACCCUUCCCCACCCCCCUCAUCCACUUUGCGUCUUCCCUGGGUAUCAAGAUGGUAUGGUGGCACGCCGGGCGCAAGACGUCAAGGGACGGCACUCUGGGGGCCCCGCAGCGCGAGCGAUUCGGAGCGCGAAGACGCGCAUACCCCACAGGGCGAACCCAGCCUCGGCGGACGACGACGAGGUGGGGCGAAGGAGUGUGGACAAGUACUGCGAUCGCGCUCCCGCACAACCUGGUCCCGGCAGUUCCUCCCGGGGGAGGUUUAUCGGGCGAGCACGCCAAAGUGCUGGACAAUAUGGUGCUCAACAAAAUCAUCCUCAAGGUCACGACGGGUGUGGCCGAUGAUCACUUUAUCACGCCUGUGUCAUCCACCUCGUCCCCUCGUCCAUUUCGUCCGUCUUGGCCUCCUGGCCCAUCUCCCCCACGUCACCCGCACCACCCGCCUGGCCGUGACUGUGUCGCCUACCACACGAACGUCACCCGCCUCGCCGCCUCGCCGCCGUUCCUGCGUCACCUCCACGGGCAUGUCACCCACGACAUACGCUGA
This is a messenger RNA of Epithele typhae, 579 nucleotides long. RefSeq lists its product as uncharacterized. NCBI's taxonomy places the organism in Eukaryota, Fungi, Basidiomycota, Agaricomycetes, Polyporales, Epitheliaceae. Bases 1 to 579 code for a protein of 192 amino acids. The record is from RefSeq and is a predicted model, not a curated record. The transcript has 3 exons.